UCUGCCGCCAUCUGCGACCAUGCCGGCGUCGCCGCCAUGCCCUCCCGCACCUCAGGCGGCUCAAUCACCGCCGAUUGUGCCCGUGCCGGCGUCGCCGACGGCCACCACGGGUACUGCCCUCAUGGUGCUCGACCAAAUGCCCGCAAGGUAAUUGCAUUGUUUUUUUUUGUUUUUAAAUUCUUGUUUGUUGUAUGUUUGAUUUGUAGUCAAAUGCAAUUCAUUUGUAGUAUGAAUUAGUGGUAAUGUUGCCUAUGUAUGGUUUAUUGUAUAUAGCAUGGACGAUGAGGAUUUUCUCAAGUUUACUUGUGGAGACAUGCCAUCACAAGAAUUUGCCCAUGAUGAUGUUGCAUCUCAAGAUGGUGGAGAAGGUUUUGUGGAUGAACCUACAAACGAUGGUGAAGGUUUUGUGGAUGAACCAACUCCACGUAGGGCGGUGCGAGGAGCAAAUUUCACACAAAAGGAAGAUGAGGCUUUAUGCCAUGCAUGGAGGUCGGUUGGCAUUGAUCCCAUCACCGGGAAUGAACAAUCAACCAACACCUAUUGGGAGCGUAUCCAUGAUCACUUUGAAAAACACUCCAAGUUAAUAAGAAGCCAAAUUUCACUCCAACAUCGUUUUCAAACCAUCAACACCGAUUGCUCCAAGUGGUCGGGUUGCUUAGCUCAAGUGGAUCGUCUCAACCCAAGUGGGACUAGUGCAAUAGACAAGACCAACAUUGCUCAAAAUUUGUUCAUGGGCAAACCAAAGAAGAAAGGUGUCCAAUGAGGAGAUGCUCAAGAGGAUUGAACAAGAACAAAAGAUCAUGUUCAUGGAUGCAAGUGGUUUAGAUGAGAAGGGUCGUGCUUACUACGAGCUUUGUCGUGACCAAAUCUUGAUGUCAAGAGGGUAUGGUGGUGGAGGUGGUGGCGGCUAUGGUGGUGGAGGUGGUGGCGGCUAUGGUGGUGGUGGAGGUGGUGGCGGCAAUGGUGGAGGUGGCGGCGGCUAUGGUGGUGGCAAUGAUGCCGUAUGAGAAUUGUGGUGUUGUUCUAUGCACCGAUGAACUUUUAUCUUAUGUUGAUGAUGCACUUUGUGAUUGGUGAUGCAUUUUGCUACCGGUUUUAUGGAUAGUGAUGAACUUCUAUAUGGAUUUGAAUGAGUGUGCAAUUGUUUGAAUUA
Molecule: messenger RNA, 1153 nt
Organism: Hordeum vulgare subsp. vulgare (domesticated barley)
Lineage: Eukaryota; Viridiplantae; Streptophyta; Magnoliopsida; Poales; Poaceae
Product: glutathione S-transferase T3-like
Exons: 2
Coding region: 275-763 (162 amino acids)
Source: RefSeq, a predicted model, not a curated record